Sapajus apella (tufted capuchin) is the source of this 646-nucleotide messenger RNA. RefSeq names its product thyroid stimulating hormone subunit beta (gene TSHB). The transcript is spliced from 3 exons. Lineage: Eukaryota; Metazoa; Chordata; Mammalia; Primates; Cebidae. Gene Ontology annotation, cellular component: extracellular region; cytoplasm. The record is from RefSeq and is a predicted model, not a curated record. The coding region runs from base 92 to 568 and encodes 158 amino acids. Gene Ontology annotation, molecular function: hormone activity. Gene Ontology annotation, biological process: G protein-coupled receptor signaling pathway.
UUCAAGAGACGUUUUUCAGAUAAGAAAGCAGUAAAUCAAAUACAAUUAUAUAAACAAGAAGAUCAGAGGGGAUUAUCCUGAAGGGUAUAAAAUGAACCAAGAGCUUUUAGUUUGGGUCAUCACAGCAUCUGCUCACCAAUGCAAAGUAAGCAUGGCUGCUGUCUUUCUGAUGUCCAUGCUUCUUGGCCUUGCAUGUGGGCAAGCGAUGUCUUUUUGUAUUCCAACUGAGUAUACAAUGCACGUAGAAAGGACAGAGUGUGCGUAUUGCCUAACCAUCAACACCACCAUCUGUGCUGGAUAUUGCAUGACACGGGAUAUCAAUGGCAAACUGUUUCUUCCCAAAUACGCACUGUCCCAGGAUGUUUGCACAUACAGAGACUUCAUCUACAGGACUGUAGAAAUACCAGGAUGCCCACUUCAUGUUGCUCCCUAUUUUUCUUAUCCUGUUGCUUUAAGCUGUGAGUGUGGCAAGUGCAAUACUGACUAUAGUGACUGUAUACAUGAGGCCGUCAAGACAAACUACUGUACCAAACCUCAGCAGUCUUAUCUGAUGGGAUUUUCUGUCUAAUUUUAAUAGUGAUAUAAUUUGCAAUUUGGUUAAAUGUGCUUGCCUGAAAUAAAGCUAAUAGAAAUAUUAUGUUUCACA